Bemisia tabaci is the source of this 1042-nucleotide messenger RNA. RefSeq lists its product as uncharacterized. The record is from RefSeq and is a predicted model, not a curated record. NCBI's taxonomy places the organism in Eukaryota, Metazoa, Arthropoda, Insecta, Hemiptera, Aleyrodidae.
UCUGUUAUCCUUAUCAAUUCAUAUUCAAUCGGCUCGUGUCGUCGCGUCCUAUGCCUAUCUAUGCGUCAUAUUCAUUACCAUUAUAUUGGUUUUCUGCAUGACAGUCACUGACUUUUCGGAAGUUAAAAUUAUGUUAGACUUUUGCUUGGGAAGAUGAGAUCGUUAGUCAAUUAUCUCUAAUUUUCCUCAAUUUUCACACCACCUUCCUAGUUCCUGACAGUGAUGGGCUCAGCGGAGGAUUUCAAUGAAGCAAUUCUGAGAGGAGGAGACUUUGCCAAUCUGGACAUCAUCCAGAAAGAGUUAAACAAUUGUUUGGCAAGAAUGAAAGUGGAAGAUGAAGCCUUUAAAAUGCAAUUUAUGGACCGCAAUAUCCAUACACUUCCGGAGAAUAUCCUCAGUCCGUUGGAGAUCACAGCUGAUCAUCAAAUUGCACAGGACAUUGACGAAAUCAAUGAUAUAAGUAUUUUAUUGAGUACCUCUGAGUCAGUUUUAAACAGAAUCAAACAAACUUCAAUUCAGCGUCAACUAAAUUGUGACAAGCGGAAAUUAAGCACUAUGCAGAAACAGUUGGAUCAGUCUGUGAAAAUUUUGUCAAGAGAAGAAAGGCAUUACCAGGAAGAAAAACGAACAAAAGAAGAACUAGUUAAAAAUCUAAAAACCAAAACUGUUCUUCUCAAAUCCGAAAUGGGAAAGGCCCAUGAUAAUGUUGAAGAAUUAGAAAAUUCUAUUUACACACUUUCAGAAGACAUCGAGAACUUGCACAUGGAAAACUCAGAAUUGGACAAGCAAAUUUCAGCCAAAGAGGAUGAUUUAAUAGAAGUUGGUAGGCUCCCCCCAAGUUUCACCGAAGCGGAUGAGAGGAUACGAGAACUGAAAGAAAAGAUAAGAAAACUUGAUGCCCGCAUAAAGAGGAAACUUAACGGUUGAUAUUUUACUCUCUCUUAUUUCCUUGGAAUUUUAAGUGUGAUUUAGCAUUUUGCUUAUAUGGAAUUGUUCAUUUUUAUCACUUUGUUACCUACUAAAUACAUUCAUAUUUCUAAUA